Messenger RNA from Cucumis melo (muskmelon), 4792 nucleotides. RefSeq lists its product as uncharacterized. NCBI's taxonomy places the organism in Eukaryota, Viridiplantae, Streptophyta, Magnoliopsida, Cucurbitales, Cucurbitaceae. The record is from RefSeq and is a predicted model, not a curated record. Bases 140 to 1078 code for a protein of 312 amino acids. The transcript has 9 exons.
AUUUGGUUCACAGAAACACGCAUUACCUACGAUCUCAAGGGAAGUGGUUGAACCUAAGGCCGUGCAAUUCCCUUACAAUCUCAACCUUUUUCUUCUCCUUUUUAUCUUUUUCAUUUACUCCUCUAUUGUUCUUUCUCCCAUGAUUUCUGGGAAGCUUUAUUCAUCCUCUUCACCAUCAUGCAUUUUCCCACCAACACCAACACCAACACCAACACCGACACCGACUGGCAAUCUCCAUCUUUCUUUUCUUAAAAUCUCUUCCACACUCAGAUUAAUCAGCUUUCAAUCCGUCUCCCUCUCUGUUCCAUCCUCCUUUGCUUCUAAAUCGAGUGCCAAGUCCACUAGAUUUUCGAAUUCUUUGGUCGAAGUUUAUAGCUACGAGGGCCAAAAUUCCAUUACUUUGUCGGAUUUGGACGACUUGUCCGAAAAUGGAGUUGUCUAUAAGAAAACACUGGCCAUGGUGGAGUGCUCCAUGUUCGCUGCACUUAAUGGCUUGGUCUACUUCUUGAGCAAUUCUCUUGCUCUUGAGAAUUACUUUGGCUGUUUCUUCUGUCUUCCAAUAGUAAUCUCUUCUAUGAGAUGGGGCAUAUCAGCUGGGAGAAAAACCAUGGUCUGUAGUUUUCCUGGACUCAAACAGGUGGCAACGUUCUUGCUGCUGCUGGUUUUGUCUGGUCCUGUGAAAGCUUUAACAUAUCUGCUUAGGCAUGGUUUAGUGGGGUUUACAAUGGGCUCCUUGUGGAGGCUUGGAGCAAAUUGGAGUACCUCAAUCUUUCUUUGCACAAUCGUUCGAGCAUUUGGAGCAGUGGGGUAUGUCUUAGUAUCUUCAUUCUUGAUAAGAGAGAACAUACUAUCUCUGAUCACUAUAAAUAUUCAUGCUUCCCUCACCCUUAUCUUUACUGCCUGGGGUGUGAACUUGAUCCCAUCAAUGAAUGCAAUAUAUGCUAUAUUUGGGACACUGGUAUUCCUGAACUGUGGAUGCUUCAUGUUUUUGCUUCAUCUUUUGUACUCCGUAUUUCUUACUAGACUUGGUUUGAAGACUUCAUUGACAUUACCACGGUGGCUGGAAAAGGCAAUGUAAACAUUCUGACAGGUUGGAGGUCCUUCCUGUUCCGAUCCUUUGUGUUCAAGCUUAGAGAGCUUUCAUGGAUACUUUGUAAAUAUAUUCCGCCUCUAUGUUUUCCAUUAGAAAAAUAAUGAUAGUAAAUAAAAAUCUCAGUUGGACUCUUCGGAGAAAUUCAUCCAAACUUGGUGAGAGAUGGGAGGUUUCUAAGGUUUCUUUUAAUAACCAUUUGAUUUUUCCAUAUCUUUCUCUUUCUCUUUUCUCUUUCUUUUUCUCUUGCGCCUCCAAUUUUUUGAAAUAUUUCAAAAUUGUUUGAUAUUCUUCUUGUGUUGAAUCUAGUGGCGUCAGACAAAACUACAAGUAAAAAGAUGUUAGAUAAUUAGUGAAAAACUAGCAACAAUAUUGAUAACCAACGAUAGAUUUCUAUUCCAAAUAGACAUGGAUAGACAUCUAUCAUUUUCUAUCUAGAUAGACAUGGAUAGAAAAUGCUGUUAAUUUACUUACAUCCUUAGAUUAAAAAAUGCUCAUGUUUAGAGUCCUCUAGUCAUUUGAAUCGAAACACUCCCAUGUCAAGAUUGUUGGGCCAUGAAUUUCAAGCUUCCUUCCAAACCCCACAUCUAAAUUGGAAAGUUUAGAGAUUGUCUCAAAAACCCAGUAGACUAAUGCUAGGGGAAAUCCUUGAAGGUGUAUAGCAUCCUUGUUGCUAUAUGAUGCUUUCUUGAAGAAUUGAUAUGUUAGGAUGUAGGACAAUCUUCCCCAUGGAUAGUCUUCGAAGGUUUGCUCAUGAUCCAAUAUGUUCAAAUAUUGGAGAUUAAUGUGGUAGCGUUGUUUGGGAAUUAAAAAUGCUUCUAAGAUAAAGAGAUUGACUAAUUUUUCUUUUAAUGAGUCUUCUUCAUUGUGUAGUUCUUUGAAAGUUCUCUAUAUAUCUUUUCUAGUUAUAAAGUCAUUGUGAGGGAAAACGACAUUUUUCAAACUAGUCUCGCUCUCCUAGAUUUAACUUUGGGAAUUUGUGCUCUUUUAAUCUAGUGACCCAACAUAAUUCUUUCUAUUCAAAUUUUGCUACAUGUCCAUUGAGGUUGAAAGCUAGAACAUUUGACUUUUUUGUAUGACGUUGCUUCCUUAUUAAAUAAUUCAGGAAUUGGGUUGAUAUUUUGACCAUUUUAAUGUUGAGGAAGUGUCCAAAAGGGCGAUUUAAAUUGUUUGGUCUAUUCUUGAUUUGAUUAGAUUCAAAGUUUCUAAACUGUAGUAUAUAGUUAUUAUAAGAUUUCUGUAUUCAUCUUCCAUAAUUAGGUAAUCUGAAUGGUAAAUCUUUUCCACAUGUCAAACACCAUCCAAAUGACUUAAUUAUAGAGAAGUACAAAAAUCUUUCAAUCACUAUAUACUACAGUUUAGAAACUUUGAAUCUAAAAAGAUAUAUUAAACAGUAUGUUAUAAACUAAGAGUUAGUGUUAACAGAUAGACAAAGAUAAAGUAAUAUACAGGUAGACAUAAACAAAGAUAGAGCACUAGAGAAAGAUAGACAAAUAUAGAUAAAUAUAGACAAAGAUAGAAAAAAUAAACCACUAUACAGAUAGACAUUGACAAAGAUGAACAAAUAUAGACAAAGAUAGAGCACUAGACAUAAAAAAAUAUAAAUAAAUAUAUACAAAUAUAAACAAAAAUAAGCACUAUACAGAUAGACAUUGACAUUAUUAUUCACUUUUUUUUCGUUCUUUAUUUGUUUUUCUUCUGCCUUUCCUUUUGAUUUGAUUGCUUUAGCUGGUUGAUGUUUGCUUUUUGCUCACUUUCUAUUAUGUCCAUGGUUGGUUAGUCCAUUAUUUUGGCAUGUAUUAUCCAUUUUCAAUAGAAGUUUGAGGUCCCAAUAUGGCUAACUUUUUCGACGAAGGCGAGUUUAUUUAUUUUGGAGAAUAUGAGGCAUGAGAACUGAUCCAUUAUGGUACAUGAAUUCAGUGGCACGCUAGCCUUCAAAACUAGAAUAAACAUGAACACAUGGCUAAUACCCAUGACUCAUCGUUUCUAUAGACUUCUUAUUUUGUAAGCAUGUGCUUCUGUUACUUGUCAUCCCACUGUGAAAGUUUUUCGAUCAUAACAUCAUACAGUCCGUAUCGAUUUAAACGAUAGUUUGGCUUUUACUAGGAUAUCUCUAAUGAUAUAAGAGGCAUGACACCUGCGAUCACAUUCGAUAAUAUAUUACAUCAGUGGAGGAUAUGUACGAGGUGCAACUUUUUGUCUGAGUUAUACUUGCUCGUCCUUUCAUUAGAGCCUUGCAAACAUGUGACGCAACAAUUUAAAAAUUGGUGGGCCACGAAGCACGAGACCUGUUUUGAGGUUAAUAGACACCAUUUGGUGAGCAAAGUCAUUCCUCCUUUAUUACAAUCCAAACUACCCAAGAACCGUAGAAGCAACCUAGGUGGUAAACAAAUUCGCUUAGUUGAGGUGAUGGCUUCUACCCUCGAGGGGAAGGUGAAGAAGCAUAAAGAUGAGAGCGAUAAUAGCAAAAGCGAUAGUUAUUGGAAGAGACCUUUGAAGAAAACAAAAGUAUCAGGUGAUGUUCUUAGCGGAAGGAACUGCUAUGGGAAUCCCUGAUGUUCCACCGCUGGUUUACACAUCUUCCUUUCUUAAUUUUUUUGUUCAUCUUCUUUGUGAGUGAUUUAUUCAUUGUUUAUUUCUGCAGUCACCUUUGAAUUAUCAUUUUGAAGGACUUAUAGAGCUAGGCAGUGAUGAAUCUUUGAUAAAGCCUCAUGCAGUUGAUUCGACCAUUGAGGAAGUUGGUAACUCAAAGACUUCAGUCACUAAACCAACUGAACGGUCCUUAUGUCCAUAUGCUCUUCUCGAGGAGUUUUGUUGAGGCAAGAUAAAAGUGGGCAGAAAGACAUUGAGAGUCCUCAAGCCAAAAGAGAUGUCUGCCCUAAAACACCUUUAUAGAAGGGUAGAUUGGCACGUGCUCCUUUUAAGAUUUUUGAGCCGUCUUUAGACACUUCUAAGAGACAGAUAGUAGGACACCUUGAGCCUUCUCAGUGGGUUGGUGAAAAGGUGAUUUCAAACUUCUUUUUGAAAACAACCUUAUGUAUGUGAGAGGAUAUUCAAGACAAGAUCAUGUGUACUCCUUUUGAAUAUAUCCUAAGACUUAGGCUAGAAAUAGCAACGAUUCUCUUAGGGAUUGCAAAGAUCCAUGCAGACGACCUGACUCCUCUUGAAGAGUAUCUGAAUAGCUACCUUAAGAAGGUAGACUGUUUCAACAAUGUAAAAUCUUCGUAUUCUGCAGAGCUGUUGUCAACAGAUAAAACUCGUCAAUUAGAUGAGAAGACAUCUGCCAUCAAGAAAACCUUAACUUUGACGGACUAACUACGAGGAGAUGCCAAAGUUAUUCAAGAGAGAGUUGCACAGUUAUCUUUUGAAAAGAAAGAACUGGAAAGCAUAUUUCAAAGCAUAAAUGUUGAGUUCGAACAACUGUCAAUCUUAUCUUGUGAGAAAAAUGAGGUCAUAGACAAGCAAGAACUAGAAGUUGCCUAGCUUCAGGACAAAGUUAACACCCUUGAAAGCACCUAUGCUAUUACUGAAGAGGCCAUCGAGGCCUUAUGUACGGUUCACAAGAGCAUGGAGGUUGCACGUGAAGAAUUCAAGAACUUCAAGUGGAAGCUUUGAUUUUGUCCUCUUUGUCCCUAUUUUUUUUGUUGCAAUCCUUGUAAAUGUAAGAGUUUUGUUGAAUGAUAAUGCAAUCUUUUUAUUCUA